Paramacrobiotus metropolitanus is the source of this 1466-nucleotide messenger RNA. Its product is annotated as equilibrative nucleoside transporter 3-like. Gene Ontology annotation, cellular component: plasma membrane. Bases 332 to 1222 code for a protein of 296 amino acids. Gene Ontology annotation, molecular function: nucleoside transmembrane transporter activity. The record is from RefSeq and is a predicted model, not a curated record. The transcript is spliced from 3 exons. Gene Ontology annotation, biological process: nucleoside transmembrane transport. NCBI's taxonomy places the organism in Eukaryota, Metazoa, Tardigrada, Eutardigrada, Parachela, Macrobiotidae.
AAAACACUGAUAAGGUGAUAAGGAGGAAGUUAAAUACAAAGUGAUAAUUGUAAAGAAUUUCUCAGCACUUUCACUUGUGUCGAUAAUUACUUCCUUUGAUCAUGAUGAAAAACAUGUACUUGUAUUUUUGCUCUUUCACUUUCGCAUACUAACCAGAAAAUUCAAUGGCCAUCACAGCCAAUCCGAAGAAAAUCUGAAGAAAUCCUAAGAUAUACAAGUAUCUUGUUCGGAAGUAAUACAACCGCACGGAUCCAGAAGCGGGCUGCCCAGGUGACGUUUGAACUUGUUCCUGAUAAAGAAACGGCUUUCACACCAGUCACAGCACUCCGUCAUGGAAGUAGACACGAGAAGUAUAUCUCGAUCUGAUUCCGGAAUCGCUCAGACUCAGAGUGCUUCCAACCACUUUGAAGAAUCGUCGGAUGAUGUGCGAUUGAUCUCAGAGCACAAUCAGGGUUAUCAUACGAAAAUUUUGUCCCAUACUGGCGUCAAGCGUAAAUUCGAUGCUCCCAAUGAUCGCUUCAAUUUGGCAUUUCUAUUCAUGGUGCUCCUCGGGAUGAGUGCAUCAUAUGCAUGGUUUUUCUUCGUUACUGCCUCGGAUUACUUCAAGUAUGCAUUUCGGAAUGUCACUAAUCCUACCGUUCCCACUGCGUUACAGAACAGCUUUGAGAGUUCGUUGGCGUUCGGAGGAACUGCGGUCGGGUUGAUCGCUGUCUUCGCGAAUACAAUUUUGACUCGCUACGUAUCGUUCCAAAAGCGAAUCGUAUUUGGACUAACGAUGACGAUGCUUGUGUUUAUUAUAACCGCCAUCCUUGCCGAAGUGGACACGGAUCCUUGGCAGAAGGGAUUUUUUGGCGUGACAAUGCUGAAUAUCGUCAUAAUUAGUUUCUCCAGCAAUCUGGUGAUGGGUGCUUUAUUUGGCGUACAAGGAUGCCUUCCUUCGCGGUUUGCCACUGCUAUCAUGGUGGGACAGACAUUUGCCGGUAUCAUCGCGGCCAUUGCCAUGAUCAUUUCGGUACUAGGAGGUAGCGGGAGCGCUGGAGAGGAUCGAAUUAAAACCGAAGCCUGCGGAUAUUUCGCUUCGGCAGCCGUGAUGUCGAUGAUCGCCAUUGUUGGGUUUUUUGUUUUCCUCAGGCUGGAGUUUGUUAAGUUUUUUAUGUUUCCACCCCCGGAUGAACUUGUCGUAACGGUAAAAGUCGAUAGCUCGCACUUCGUACUGAUAUAGAAACCUGUUAAAACAAAAGGAACACAUUGACAUGGCAGUUUUAUUAACGGUUUAUUUAUUGUUAGUUUCACUUUCGGUUAGUUUAACGUUUACGAUGCCGACUUAGGGCAACAAGGAAUGUCGAGCGCAUUAUUUACUUGGUCUAAGCCGGCUUUCGAAGUCAUUUUAUAGGUUUUCGUUAUGUCCGUGGAAUUUUUGUUUAGAUUUGUACUGUUCAUGACGCAAUAUUUCUGAACUCUGCUCA